Manduca sexta (tobacco hornworm) is the source of this 4215-nucleotide messenger RNA. RefSeq names its product serine/arginine repetitive matrix protein 1. The record is from RefSeq and is a predicted model, not a curated record. The transcript has 4 exons. Lineage: Eukaryota; Metazoa; Arthropoda; Insecta; Lepidoptera; Sphingidae. Bases 1 to 3102 code for a protein of 1033 amino acids.
AUGGCGGCGAGCGGCGCGCCCGAGCGCCAGCCGCGCCGCGGGCCCGCGCCCAUCGCCUCCUUCGACCACGACGUGUCUGACGAGUCGAGCCCGGAGACGAAACAAGCCUUUCGAUUGCCGGAGAUACGUGAAGACAGAAGCUGUGGUGUGGGCGGUGACAGCCUCGCGCCACCGGAGCAGCGUGCACGGUCGCACUCGACGCCGGCGGCGGGCGCGCUGGCGCCGCUCGGCGCGCUGCACACGCCCGCCGCGCCGCGCAUCGACAUCUCCCGCGCCUCCAGCUCCAGCCACCAGGACUCGCGCGACAGCUCGCCGGAGCUGGCACUGUUCGCGGGCGGCGGCGGCGAAGAGUCGCGCGCACGCCUCGAGCUCGGUUUCCGUGAGGACGGCGCGCUCGACCUGCGCUCCUCCACCGAGGAGCUCGCCUUCCUGGAGGGCGCACCGGGGGAGCCCCGGCCGGCGCCGCCGCCCGCCGCCGAGCGCCGCCACUCGCGCAAGGACAGCCAGGGCUCGGAGGCGGCGCUGCUGGCCGUGUCGGGCCGCACGAGUCGCCUCUCCAGCGUCGGCUCGCAGUGCUCCGCGCACUCGGCGCUCUCCGGCUUGAGCCGCACCUCUCGGCUUUCGGUCGUGUCGGGAGUAUCGCGGUCGCCGUCGCCGCAUAGAAUGUUACUCGAGACCUCGUUUUGCGGUCCGCGUCCGAUCGAGAAUGACCCGGAAAUCUGUGCGGCUGCGGUCGAGGAGCGACUGCUCGAAAUAGCUAAGCUUACGGCCCCGCCACCACCACCCAUCCCCGUCACUGUAACUGUGGAUGCGCGUGAUCGCCGUGAGGUCCGCACCGAGGCUACUGUCGAAAGUGGAAGUGCACGUGUGACAGCUCCCGUCGUUCCUGGACCAUCUACAAUAGUGAGUGCGACAGUAGUCGCGCCACCGCCACCUGCGGUUAAACCGACCACUCCAGUCUCCCCACCGACCGCCACGGCCGAACCAGAGAAAGUACGCAAAGAGACAGAUAAUAGGGCGCGGGUUGAGGAACGCCGUGCGAGGCCGAAAUUACGUCGAGAGCCUUCAGAACCGGAAGUCUAUAAGAGUGGUAACCGAACGAAAAAUGUUAUUAGAAUCAAGCUCAAACCGGAUGAGGACUAUGGAGAAGAGGAGGAGGAAGUUAAAAGGCCUGCGCCUGUCGAAGUGGAACGGGCGCCUCCGGUGCGCGAACCUGUGCCAUCUGAGCCUGAGCCGGGCGCGCGGGCCUCGAGACCAACCGAACUGGUGGGGCGCGCGCCAACUAGUCCGGCACAACAACGCCGUCGAGUACCGCGGGAAAGUCGAACUCCGUCGCCAGCCGGCGUGCCUGUCUCCCGAAAAUCAUCGUUCUGUUCCUUGUUCAAGUCACGAGAAACGAUCGCUUCCCCGGACUCCCCCUCCGAGGCACUCCGGCGCAAGCGUAGCCUAACCGAAGGUCGUUCGCGCAGCAAAAGUCGGGAUCGUUCGGCGACUCCAACUUCUACUACCAAGAUCCGUGGUUCGGUGUUGUCGCUUUUUCGGACACCGCGCAAAAGCGCUACGUCUCCGUCACCGAGCUCACGCGAAGGCUCGCCGGUGGUGCCGCCGCAACGGUCACUCGCACCCUCCGUCCCACCGGAGCGCACCCGCCCCGGCGAGAAGCUCAAGUACUACGAAGACACGAGAGAUGGCAUCAUACAUAUACCUUUGCAUACACCGCCCGACGAGCGGCCGGCCUCGGCAAGCGCACAUCGUGAGCCUAAUGGCGAGCGCGCCUCUGUUUCCGGCGCCACUCCCACUCCCGCUAUCACCGCCGAGGCGCGUGAUCAACCGCGGCCCGCGUCUGCACCGGCGACGCGCGUCGCCACCGAGCCUGUCAAUAUCCGCACUGCACCUAAACCUAUCCAGCGAACGGUGCUCCCUGAUGGAAGCAUUAUCAUCCCUUUGCGGUCUCCGACCGAGAGAGUCGCAGAUAUUGAAUUUCCACAGUCAACGACUUGCGAAAGAUCUCCAGAACCAACGGUCAGUAGGCUCGAACCCGCGCCGGAAUCUACGCCGCCAGCCGAGGGUCGCGACGAGGCGGACGGCGCUGAAGCAAGCCCGAUCCGCGAGCGCGUAAUGCAAAAUACAACAGAGGUGUCCCGUGAGCUAGUCGAAGCACCACCCUCCGGUGAAGACGAUCGGAAGAGAAGAAAAGAGCGAAUGACUUUUACGACACACGUUGGAAGCCGCGAGCAAGUGUUCAGUACGCAGUUCAGCAUAACCAAAACUCCUAGCGUGACGAGCGAGAUUUCAGGUACGUUUCCCGCUUUUGGUGACGGCGAAGAAACUCCGACGUCUGCCAGGGACGUCGGCAGCGGGGAGGUUGGUGAAAUCGCAGCUCCAGGUGGGGCGACCGACGCGACCGACCCACCGCGUGACUCUUCUGAAUCAGAGCCGAGUUCAGAAGCGGCGGCUCCACGCGACGGCAGCGAGGUAGAGCGUCGCGGGUUGGUUGUGCAGGAGUCAUUCGAGGAGGAGCUACCGUAUGUGCCCACGACGUUGCCAUUGGAGCGGCCGGUGGCGCUACCGAUGGUGCCGGUGCGCGAGCGUGGCGGUGUGCACGUGUCAGCGGUAGAGCGGCCGCGCGCGGCGCCUCCCCCCGCGCCCCGGCCGCGCGCCCCCGCGCCGCCGCCCGCAUCCGCACCCGCCGCGGACAAGCUGCGCAUCCGCCUGCCGCGCCGGCCUCGGCCUGCCUCUACAGCUCCGGCCGCACGCCCCUCGCGACCGCGCACACGCAGCGGAGGUGACGGCGCAGAGUCGCGGCCAAAGGAGUGGAUCGACUUUGAGGAGGUCCCCGAGCGGCGCAAGCAACCUAAGCGAAUCCAGACGCUUCCGGGCGGCGCGGCCGGAGUGGCGGCGGGCGCGGCGCCGGGCGGCGGCGUGGUGUUUAGUUACGUGGAGCCCGAGCACUGCCGCUGCGAAUGUCACGCACACACACGGCCCAUGGCGCAUACCAGUGCGGAGUCACCGCCGGAGGAUACGCGGCCGGGCACGUCGUUCCCGGGGGAGCUGGAAGCGGCCGACCACCCCGCGCAUACCCUCCACCACGCCUUCAACUGACGCCAAUAAGUUAGAAGCAUAACGUGCUGUUCCCUUCCGACUGAGUGUCUGCGGCGCCACUCGCCGCGACACCGCACCACUUCAAUCUUUUAUAAAUUAUAUUCUCUAUUGACUCGAGAGAGAUGUUAUCACUUUUGAGAUGUAAAUUUACCCCGUUCAUUAGAUGUAUUAUAUUUAUAUAGUCGUUUGUAUAUCUCCAUUGGCCACUGUCUCGUUGUCGACUUUGCCUUUUCGAAGUUCAGCUGCUGAAAAUGAGUCAAGUCGUGCGCGCUGCUCGCGGUCUUGCAGCCUUUUGUAUCGUCUCUAAGUCCUCUCUUUACAUGGAUAUAAGCGUAGCACGUACCGCGGCCAGAUAAAAUGUAUGAAUAAAAACAAUUAUACACUAAUAAAGCAUGUCAACAUACAUUCGUACGACAGGAAAAGAGGGCGUUGGGUCUCUUCUUCAAAUCAUACCAGCGAAAGAUGUAAUUGCGUUUAGCCAUAAGGAUGUUGUGUUCAUUGAUUAUUGCGUACCUACUUUGAAAUUUGAAUAUCUUAACGUUGGUACUUUCAGCUGUACCGUAACGUACUCACAGCGUGGAGCUUUCUUGUAAAACAAUCAGCAUAAAGAUGAGUUAAUAAUAUUAAUUGCAGCUAUAAUAAUUAUUAAUCGUAUACCUACUUACUAAAUUGAGGAAGGAAGAUGCAAGAAUUUUUGAUUCUGGUAGACAAUGAGCAUGUGAUACCUAGAUGUAUAGUUGUGUUCUAGUUUGGAUGAAACAUACCAUGGAGCAUUGCACGCCGUUUCGUGGGGUGUGGGGUCAGGGUGUACUGCGCACUCUGGACUGCGCAGCUGGCCGGCCCGUGUCCGCACUCGCUGCACACUCCACGCGCUGAGACCUCCGUGACGCACUCGAGUCGCUAGAUUGUUUGAAUGUAACACACGAGCCCGCGGUCGGCUCUAGUUUCCCGCUCGCAAUGUUUUCUUUAGCAAUUUUCUUAUUCUUCUUGUAAUAUUUAGAGUUUAUUUUAUGCAAUAAUAUGUAAGAAAUGUAUGUAAAUGAUGUUAAAAAUAAUUCUGUCAGUUUAGGCAAGAGUCUGAAACCUGAAAAAAUAUGAAUUUUUGCUUUCAAA